AUCUACAUCAUCUUCUUCGAUCCACCACUUUUUUGCGACGAUACCUUCCUGGUCUCGUUCUUCCACCUCAAUUCUUCUUCUCUCAUAAUCAACAACCGACUGUCCUUUCAGUUGUUCAACCAGAAUAACCAAGUACAAUACCCCGCGAUCUAUCCGAUCUCGACUCGACCGACAUAGUUCCUCUCAUAUCCGGGAUUACUCAACAACUCAAUCAUCAUGUCUAAGCUCUUUAUUGGAGGCCUUGCGUGGCACACGGAUGAGGCUGCUCUCCGCACCAAGUUCGAGGAGUUCGGCGCCGUUGAGGAGGCUGUCGUUGUCAAGGACCGCGAUACCGGCCGCAGCCGUGGUUUCGGAUUCGUCCGUUACGGCCAGGAGGCUGAUGCUGACGCUGCCAUUGCUGCCAUGAACAACAUCGAGUUCGAUGGACGCACCAUCCGUGUCGACAAAGCUUCCGAGCGCGGUGCUGGAGGUGGUGGUGGUGGCUUCGGCGGUGGCCGUGGCGGCGGCGGUGGUUACCAGUCCCGCGGAGGCGGUGGUGGUGGCUACGGUGGCGGCCAGGGCGGCUACGGUGGACGUGAGGGUGGCGGUGGCUACAACGGCGGCGGCGGUGGCUACGGUGGCGGCCAGGGCGGCGGCUACAACGGUGGUGGUGGCGGUCAGGGUGGCUACGGAGGUGGCGGCCAAGGCGGCUACGGUGGCCAGGACCAGCAGGGCGGCGGCGGCGGUGGCCGCUGGUAAAUCCAGCACCCCGGCAUGCUCCUCCCUCCCGACUUCACAUCAUCCUAAGAUGAUCGUCGUCGGCUAGGGAGCACAGCAGCGGGAAUCGCGGAGCGGUUGAUGGAUGGAGCGUUGGCCUUUCUCUGGCGUCAUCGGUCGGUCGGUUGGUCGGUCGGUAAACCCACCCCCCCACACACUAUGCGCGCGUGUUCGCGCUUCGGUUCGCGCGGCCUUAUGCUUGCUAUGCUAUGCUAUGAAACUGUCUGUCUUGUCUCUUCUGGCUCGGAGUUUUUUGUUCGGAGGGGUUCCCGCGGCUUGAUCUUGAGUUCGUCUUGAGCGAGGGGAUAAUUUCGGAAUGGAAUUGCUUUCAGAUGUGCUUUGACGUUUUGCCUUGGUUAUGUGUGUGAGAUAUGAUUUUUUUUGGUGACUGGUGAAUGAGCAACUGGUGAAGGCUUUGGUGGCGGGGAAGUUCAUGGGUAGUUCCUUCCUUGCAAUGGCUCUUUCCUCCCAAUGGCUUCUCUUUUCAAUCGCUCCUCCCUCUCAAUGGCUCCUUCCCUCUCAAUGGCUCCUUCCCUCUCAAUGGCUCCUUCCCU
Messenger RNA from Pseudogymnoascus verrucosus, 1310 nucleotides. RefSeq lists its product as uncharacterized. NCBI's taxonomy places the organism in Eukaryota, Fungi, Ascomycota, Leotiomycetes, Thelebolales, Thelebolaceae. Gene Ontology annotation, molecular function: RNA binding. The transcript has 6 exons. The record is from RefSeq and is a predicted model, not a curated record. Bases 217 to 738 code for a protein of 173 amino acids.